UUCCUCUAGUUUCUGUCAACCCACGUCGACCUUUCCGGCCCUCGUGACUGCCUCUUUUCUCAUAACCGGCUCAUACUGCAUACCUAAAAAAUCUUGGCAUUGCGAGGCCUCCCGCGAACAGUCGUCUGUUUUGGGUUUUCUUGGGAGGAGGAAUUGACGUAAUUCCUUUCCUGUCUUUGCUAUCAACCAAGCGAGCUCGGUUUCGAUCCUUGCAACCCAACCAAAGUAACAUAUCGACACCGGCACAUCUUGCUGCCAUGCGCCUCAGCCUGACUCUGCCCCUCACCCUUCUGGGUCUCACUACCACAAUCGCUGCGGCACCCUCACAACCUCCCAGAGACAACGUCCAGGGUUCAUCACCUACUCUCGUCAAGCGCCAGGACAUAAAGUACUUCCACGAGCCCUGCUGUGGCGAAGAGCUGGGACACUACGAUAUCCGCUACUUCAAGGAAGCUGUGGGCUAUGACGACCACCGCAUCGUCCUGCGCCACCUCAUCCGCUCCUAUUUGAUUAUCACCAAGAAGCUCAAGGUCGAGACCUGGCUCGCACACGGCACUCUGCUGGGCUGGUGGUGGAAUGGCAAGAUCAUGCCAUGGGACUACGACCUCGACGUUCAGGUCUCGAUGGCGACUCUCUACUGGAUGGGCCAGAACCUAAACCGCACCGAGUACGACUACGACUGGACCGACAAGGACGGUAAUGCUUGGAAAGAGCGCUACCUUCUCGACGUCAACCCCCACGGCACAGAAAAGAACCGUGGCGACGGCCAGAACGUCAUCGAUGCCCGCUGGAUCAACAUGGCCAACGGCGCCUUCAUCGACAUCACUGGCCUCGCCGAGCGCGACCCUUCUAGCAUGCCAGGUGUCUGGAGCUGCAAGAACUACCACCGCUACCACACCACCGACCUUUUCCCCAUGCGCGAAACCGAGUUCGAGGGCGUCACCGCCACCAUUCCUUACAGCUUCGAGCGCAUCCUAACUAAGGAAUAUGGCAGCAAGAGUCUGGUGACCACGGAGUGGCUUGGACACCAAUGGGAGCCUGAGCAAAAGGAGUGGAUCAAGGUACCGCAGUCGAACGAGCAAAAAACUCAAUAAUAGACCACGAGUUCUUUUUUAUUCUGGUCUGUUGGCAGACGACACUAUUGGGAAUUGGAUCAGCAUGAGCGAUGU
This is a messenger RNA of Colletotrichum navitas, 1169 nucleotides long. Its product is annotated as LicD family-domain-containing protein. Lineage: Eukaryota; Fungi; Ascomycota; Sordariomycetes; Glomerellales; Glomerellaceae. The coding region runs from base 258 to 1094 and encodes 278 amino acids. The record is from RefSeq and is a predicted model, not a curated record. The transcript is spliced from 2 exons.